Gastrolobium bilobum is the source of this 2281-nucleotide messenger RNA. RefSeq names its product APO protein 3, mitochondrial-like. The transcript is spliced from 4 exons. The coding region runs from base 134 to 1351 and encodes 405 amino acids. The record is from RefSeq and is a predicted model, not a curated record. Gene Ontology annotation, molecular function: RNA binding. NCBI's taxonomy places the organism in Eukaryota, Viridiplantae, Streptophyta, Magnoliopsida, Fabales, Fabaceae.
GGAGACACGUUAAACCCUCGAAACCAAACCCUAGCCGCCGUCAGUGCCGGAGACUUUGUUCAAGCUUGGGUCCACCGGCGGCGACUCGUCGGUGGUUCUGAAUCCAGCAUAUAUGUGCCUCUUCUAAUGAGCAAUGAUGCUGGCAAGACAUGUUCAAACUAUUGGUAAUCUCCUUGAGAGGAUUAUUGAAGUUCCUGUUGCACAGCUCAGAGGUAUAAAUAUGAAUUUCUGUAUUUGGUACUCAAAUGUGUCCAGUUACAAUGAGCUACCGAGAAAGCUCAACAAGUCUGAGAGGAAACCACCAGUGAGAAGUUUUAAUGAACUCAAGCGAGAAGCUAGGUUGAAGAAAAAGGAGAGACAAAAUGUUCAUGAGCUUGUAUUACAACCUCCUGAAAAUGGCUUGUUGGUUAAGCAAUUAGUUCCUAUUGCUCAUCAGGUUUAUGCUGCCAGAUGUGAACUAUUGUCUAGUGUUUCAAGUCUUGUUAAUUACACGGCUAUUUAUUCAUGCAGCUUAUGUGGGGAAGUUCAUGUUGGUCAUCCGCCACAUAAAAUUAGAACAUGUAAUGUUAGAGGAAGUCUAUCAAGCAAAGAACAUAGUUGGGUCAAAGGUGGUAUUGGACAUGUUCUGCCACUUGUAGAGUCGUUUCAUCUGUAUGAUAGAAUAGGGAGGGCUGUUUCCCAUAAUGAAAUGCUUGAAGUGGACCGAAUUCCAGCAAUUGUUGAGUUGUGUGUCCAGGCAGGUUUUGACAUACCUGAGUACCCCACCAGGAGAAGGGCCUUCCCUGUUUACUGUGUUGCUGGUAGGAUAAUUGAUUUUGAGAAAAGAUUUCCAAAAGAAAUUUCUCUUGGCAAAGAUAUAGAUGCAUGUGGGUUUUGGUGUAAGAAAAAGAGAUCGGAUGAAGACAAAAAUUCUAUGGCGAUGCAUUCUGAUGAUAUCCAAGCUAUUGCUGUCCGAGGCAUGAAAGCAUGGGAGAAAAUGCGCAGGGGAGCUUCAAAACUUAUGGAGAAGUAUGCUGUCCAAACUUGUGGAUAUUGUCCAGAGGUACAAGUGGGGCCUAAAGGUCAUAGAGUGCGGAAUUGUCAAGCUUACAAACACCAGAUGAGGGAUGGGCAGCAUGCGUGGCAGGAGGCGACAUUUAAUGAUUUGGUACCUCCAGUAUAUGUAUAUCACACUCAAGAUCAGCAAUCUAGGAAGCCUUUAGUAAAUGGGUUGAAGAGGUACUAUGGUAUGCUUCCUGCGGUGGUUGAGCUAUUUGCACAGGCUGGUGCACCAAUUGAAAAGAAUUACUCACCUAUAAUGAGGGAGGAUGUUGUAGUCCCUGAAAUGGAUGAGGAAAAGUUGGUUGUUUAAAGCAAUGAGCUGAAUGAUUUCUUAUUCACGGAGGAACCAUUUGGGCUGUGGAAGAGUCUAAAUAUGAAAAUUGAGGUUUAAUUUCUUUCAAAUAAGGUCAGAUUUUCUCUUCUGGAAAAGAUAGAAGACGUGUCUAAUAUGGGUAAUUAGGGAUGUAAUAGGGUGGAAAUAAGAACACUGCACUAAACUGUCUUGUGUGCGUCUGGCAAAUUAAGGUUGCAGUCUUGAUUAUAUGGAACACAUCUGCUUCUGGCACCCACUGCAGGUCAAAAAACUUGGAUUUCCUGCUUGGAUUCCUUUGGGAACAAGUCUUAAUCCCACUACCAAUAUCAUUUUCACUUUAUUUAGCUUCUAGUGUAUUCUGGUUUUAUGCGAUAUUUUGUAAUAUAAUUUCCUGCUACUAAAACCAAAGAAAACCUUAGUCCACAGGAUUAGUUUAGUAUUUUCUGGUAUACAAGAGGCAAAGAGAUAGUUGACGGUGCAUUGGGUAAAGAACAAAAUUUGGCUUUCUUGCCAAAUACCUAUAUUAUAAAGAUGAAGAAAGUAGAAAAAUAACUUAAAAGAUUAGCAACAACAGUAAACUAGUUCCUGGGUUCUACUCCUUCAGAUUCGCAGAACAGGUAUAAUCCUGUAAUUUUCUUAGAUAGUUUCUUCUUAUUUACUUGAAUAUACUAUAAGGAACCAUCUCACCUAAAAGCUUAAAUUGUUUAAAUGAAGGUCAUAUUAAUGGUUUUAUAUUAUAUUUCUUUGAUACCAUGAUAAACAACCAUCUUAUUCAAAAUAUUAAGGUGUUAAGGUGAAUGCUAUUUUAAUGGUUUUAUAUAUAAUUUCUCUAACAUAUACCUUGGUUAUGUUGAGUGGAUGAAUGCCAUGCAUUUCUGUUUCUGAACUGCUUCCCUGAACUUGUGCUGCCAUACUAAUAUCAAACAC